AUGUCAUCAUCAUCAAUGUCUUCUGCAUCUGUUGAUAAUCGUACUUUGAGUACACCAGUGUGCUUCUGUGAGGUGGAAGCCACACUGAAAUACUCAAAUACUAGAAGAAAUCCUGGCCGGCCUUUUUUAGGAUGUCGAAAGUACAACACUGAGGGACUACCAUACUACAAAUUUUUCAAGUGGGCAGAUAGUGAAGACAUAGAACAAGACCUUCUGAAAAGGAAAAAUGAUUUGCUAAGGAAAGAGGCAGACCUGGUCAAGAUGCUCGAGGAUAUUGAGAAAAGGGAGAUUCAGCUCCGAAAGAAAGCGGAUGAGAUCGAGAAGAAGGAGAUUUUGCUGGCUAGCCUAAAUGAGGAGAUUAUGAAAAAAGAGUGGAUGCUUCUUCAGCAACAAGCAGAAAUCAGGCGCUCCCACACACUAUUCAGGCUGUUUUGGGCUGAUAUUGGUGUAAUUGUAUGA
Messenger RNA from Carya illinoinensis, 459 nucleotides. RefSeq lists its product as uncharacterized. Bases 1 to 459 code for a protein of 152 amino acids. NCBI's taxonomy places the organism in Eukaryota, Viridiplantae, Streptophyta, Magnoliopsida, Fagales, Juglandaceae. The transcript has 3 exons. The record is from RefSeq and is a predicted model, not a curated record.